Messenger RNA from Lytechinus variegatus (green sea urchin), 2625 nucleotides. Its product is annotated as titin-like. The record is from RefSeq and is a predicted model, not a curated record. The transcript is spliced from 12 exons. Lineage: Eukaryota; Metazoa; Echinodermata; Echinoidea; Temnopleuroida; Toxopneustidae. Gene Ontology annotation, biological process: cell-cell adhesion. The coding region runs from base 109 to 2625 and encodes 838 amino acids. Gene Ontology annotation, molecular function: protein binding.
CAAUUGGCUCUGUAAACAUGGUAAACGAGCAAGUUUUGGAAACCAAGCCUCAGUUUAUUACUCUCAUUACAUACCGAUGGAUAUGCAGCGAAGAAGGCUGUGGACAUAAUGAAUUACCUGCUUCGAUUGUUGAUGUGUUUCCUCGUAACAAGAUCAGUUGCUGCAAAGCUGGUCGUGAGGAGUAGCAGCCCGGUUACCUCCUUUGUCGGCGACCGGACUGAGUUGACAUGCUCCUUCUCCCCAUCCAGCUCCCCGGGAUCCUCAUUCGCUUGGUCUCUCGACGGCAAAAAUGGAUUCAGCGAGCAGGUACGAUUAUGUGGCGGCGAAGAUUGCGAUUCAACGCGACACCAAUCCGUCAUAUCUGAUGAAAACGGAACGGGGAGGAUGACGAUCAUCAUUUUGGAUACGGUCCUGUUGGAUGCUGGGAAUUACACCUGUUUGGUGCUGAACAACCAUGAUGCGCAAUCAGCCGUGGUGAAUCUGGACGUUACGGAGUGUACUGUCCACCGACCGACCGUAGAUUGCGACGACAGUAUUGACCUCAACUCAUUCAUGGAUCUCACGUGCUCAUAUCUUACCCCGGACCAGACUUUGGGAAAGUUCACGCGGAUCGCCAAAAUAUUCCUCUCACCUUCCUUGAGACCCGAAUAUACAUCAAGUUUGCCCGGGUUUGAGAUUCACGUGAACGUUACCCGGGAUAGCAUUCCAAAUGCCUCCGAGGUAGCGGCAGACCUGCGACUGAUUUCACAGUGCUGUAGGACGGAGUCGUCUAUGCCAUGUAGACCACCUGAUGGACAGAACGUAUGCUCUGACGUCUGCUCCACCGAUGUGUAUUAUCCACCUUCUGACCUCGUCUUGACCCGAUCCCCAUUGGAACCUUGGCGGGAAGGAUGGCACAAUGCAUCCUUGGCGUGCAGAUCAAAUGGCUUUCCACCACCUAGUGUCUCCUGGAGGAAGGUUCAAGAGGACACCUCACCUGGCAUUGUCUUAGCUAACGGGACAGGGUCAUCCUGGUUGUUCAUUGCAGAGGUGCAUCGCAAUCAUUCUGGAGAUUACCGAUGUGAAGCCGGUUUGGCGGCGCAAAGAACAACUAUCUCUGUGCAAUAUCCCCCUGAUAUUGAUCGACGGGUGUCCAUUAUUCACGCCAAUGAGGGGACCGGAGCCAUCCUUUCGUGUCUUGUUGAUGCCAAUCCUUCAACGACAUCGAUGAUCACGUGGUCAACGCCUAACCAAUCACAGGUCACUACUAGUACCUUCAGAAGACUCUCGACAACUCUACUGGAGAGCAGAUUGCAGGUCGCAGAGAAUGUUCACAGAGAUGUCUUCGGGAAUUAUACUUGUACCGCCAUAAAUUCACUCGGAGCAGAUUCGUUCGUUAUUCAGCUCACCGGAUACUGCUUCCCAGAUCCCCCUCAUGACCUGCAGGUUAUCAGCUCCUCGAAAACAUCCCUCACUUUCUCGUGGACACCCGGUCAAGAUGGUGGCAAGCCGAUGACAUUCGCAGUCUCAUACUGCGUCAACGACACCCAGGAAGAAAGGUGCCGCAGAGAACAGGGGAUAACGGAUUGGCAGUUCAUCCUAGACGGGCUAAGGACCUAUACUCAGUACAGAAUAAUAGUACGAGCAGAAAACGAAGUCGGGAGCAGUGAUGGCGUUGACAUCUUUGCGUCGACUGCUCCGGGUACUGUAGAUGAAUUGGGUAUAAGUGCAACAUAUGAAAUGAAAACAGGAAGGCUUGACAUCUCCUCAACAGAGAGGGACACAAGUGACCUCUGCAUCCAUGCUGAGUUUCACGUCGGCGGGUUGCAGAAAAUGAAUGAAACGUGUUUACUUCCGGGUCGGACGGUGUACAUCACGAAUGGCGCCAGGGAGCAUCAGCUGUGGCUGGUCGUGUGUGGCCGUGGUGUUUGCAGUGCCUCAACACGUGUGGAGUACCUGGAUGGCAGCGAUGGAAGAUGGAGCCUGCUCUUCAUCUUGGUCGUUUCACUGGGAUGUUGUCUCGGGGUGACUGUGUUAGUUAUUAUUUCCUACUGGCUGUGUCGCGUAACAAAAGAAAGACGAUCUUGGAGUUCUGCGGAUUUUGAUGGCAUGUCAACGAUUCAAAGAGCCCUUCCCUUACCCCCGGCCUGUGCCCUGGCGAUUGGAAUAGGCCCCAAUUCGUUCAAAAAUGAGGACUCAGAACUUCAGAACUAUGAUGCAAUCUUGAAUAUCAAGGGUAAGGAAAUCAGUGACAACCAGCACAACUCCAACAUCAAUACACCGGGAAACGCCAUCACUCAAUCGGAUCUAAAGAUCACCCAUGGAGAUCUGUUUCCUCCAGAAGGCUACAUGAAGAUGGAUGCAGGCAAGACAGUAGGUGUCCCUGACCAAGGCAUCUACACCACCGACUUGCAUCUCAUACAGGACGGGCCGAAGGAAGCUGAAGGAAUUCCUUACGGGAACGCGGCGAUCGUCCAGACAUGCCAGAAUUUGACGCCAAAGGCGACGGACAAACCUGUGCAGCUGCCCCACAUCGAGGUCAAUGAUGACACCUACACGGUUGCCGAACAUAACAAGGAAGAGCCUUCGGACUACAUGGUUCCGACGAGUCCAGGAUGCGAUUCUAUCCAUGAUACUGCCCUGUAA